This is a messenger RNA of Trypanosoma conorhini, 525 nucleotides long. RefSeq names its product putative cytosolic malate dehydrogenase. Lineage: Eukaryota; Euglenozoa; Kinetoplastea; Trypanosomatida; Trypanosomatidae. The record is from RefSeq and is a predicted model, not a curated record. The annotation marks the transcript as partial. Gene Ontology annotation, biological process: tricarboxylic acid cycle; oxaloacetate metabolic process; malate metabolic process. The transcript has a single exon. Gene Ontology annotation, molecular function: L-malate dehydrogenase (NAD+) activity.
AUGUUCGCGAAUAAGUCAUGCGUGAGGGUGGCUGUGACGGGGGCGGCCGGCCAGGCUGGGUACGCGAUGCUUCCUCUCAUUGCCAGCGGCCGCAUGUUGGGCCCCAAGCAGCGCCUCCAGCUGAACCUGCUGGACGUGGAGCCCGUCAUGAGUGUUCUCGAGGGGGUCCGUGCGGAGCUCGUUGACUGCGCCUUUCCGCUGGUGGACCGUGUUCUCGCCACGCCGGAUCCGAAGGUGGCCUUCGAGCAAGCCGACUUCGCCAUCAUGUUCGGCUCCGUCCCGCUGAAGCCCGGCAUGCUGCGGAAGGACCUCCUACGGGGCAACGCCAGGCUCAUCGAAGAGCAGGGCCGCGUCUUGGGCGAGGUGGCCCACCCUGACUGUCGCGUGUGCAUUGUGACCAAUCCCGCCAACACAAUGGCCCAUGUUCUGCUGAAUGCCUCGAAUGGGAAGCUCAAGCCGGAGAACGUGACGGCGCUGACGCGGCUGGACCAAAACCGUGCGACGGCGCUGGUGGCGGAGCGGUCC